AUGGCAAAACGAGAAGUAGGAGAUAAUUUAAACAGGGAUACAGAUCUAAGGAAAGAAAGACAUCAAGAAGGUCCAUCAUGCAUCAGACAAUCAAUACAUCCGGACAAAUUACCAGAAGAAGAGAAGAAAGAAGUGAAAUUCCAUUGGGCUUGGGACUAUUUUACUUUAAAAGGCGAUGUAUGGGCAAUAUGCAAUAUAUGUAAAAGAAUUUUUUAUUCCAAAACCGUAUCUAAUUUAACACAACACUUAAAAAGAAUUCACAAGAUAUUUGGUCCAAGUCCAGAUAGCGCAAUAAAUAACGAAAGCAGUUUACAAAGCGAUGCAAACAGGGAUAUAUCUCUAAAAAAAGAAAAACAUCUAGAAAGUCCAUCUAACUCAUCAAACUUAUCUAAUUAUCAAUUACAGGAAUGUACAGAAGAAACAGGAACACUUAAUGAUGAUGCAUCAGACAAUGUAAUCCCAGUUCGUUGCUGGAUACGUGGACAUUACACAAAAACGAAUAUUAAUGAAGCAACAUGCAACCACUGUAAUGAUCAAUAUCUUAUAGAUAUUCGGCACUUAAAUAUUUUAUAUGUGCAUUUGAGAGAAAUACAUCCGGACAAAUUAACAGAAAAAGAGAAGAAAGAAGUGAAAUUCCAUUGGGUUUGGGACUAUUUUACUUUAAAAGACGAUGUAAGGGCAACAUGCAAUAUAUGUAAAAAAAUUAUGUAUUGCGAAAAUAUAUCUAACUUAACACGACACUUAAAAAUUCUUCACAAGAUAUUUGGUCCAAGUCCAGAUAGCGCAAUAAAUAACGAAAGCAGUUUAUAAAGCGAUGCAAACAGGGAUAUAUAUCUAAAAAAAGGAAAACAUUAAGCAGGUCCAUCUAAAUCAUUAAAUCAUCUUAUCUAAUUAUCAAUUACAUGAAUGUACAGAAGAAACAGGAACACGUAAUGAGAUGCAGCAGACAAUUUGAUCUCUUUCGCUGAAUACGUGGACAUUACACCAAAUUAACAAGAUGUAAUAAAGCAAUGCAGUGAAUGUAAUGAGAAAUUUUUUAUAUGUACCUAUUAGUCCCUUAAAUACUUUACAAACUCUUGGCAGAUGCACAUCCAGAUAAUGUAACAGGAGGAGAGAAAGAAGAAGUUGUAUUUCAUUGGGUUUAGGACUAUUUUACAGUAAAAAGUGGGACAGAGACAACGUGCAAAUAAAUUAAUAA
Molecule: messenger RNA, 1198 nt
Organism: Acromyrmex echinatior (Panamanian leafcutter ant)
Lineage: Eukaryota; Metazoa; Arthropoda; Insecta; Hymenoptera; Formicidae
Molecular function (GO): DNA binding
Source: RefSeq, a predicted model, not a curated record